CACACAUCGACAAUCUACGACCAGCAAACACUCUCCGCCUUGCCGCAAUAUUUCAAACGUCCAGCCGCACCUUUCGCGACCACCGAUCAUUCACCUUCGCGCGCCCAACCUCACCACCGGACUCGCCAGUCCGCUCCAAAAUGGCAUCACAGCUGGACGCCAAAGAGCUGCAGCAAAUCGGCAGGCAGAUUCUCAAGGCCGCCGAAUCAGGAGACCCAGCCAGUACCGUGCUCGACCUGCUCAAACCGCUCGAGAACUUUCGCGCAACCGAAGACCUGCUCCGGCAAUCGAAAAUCGGAAUUGCUAUAACAAAGCUUCGACAGAACAAGGAUCCGAAGGUGGCAGAAACUGCUUCGAAGCUGGUAAAUAGAUGGAAGCAAGAGGUCAACGCAAAGAAGAAGAAGGCGGGAAGUGAUAGUCCAGCACCUCCAAGCAGGAACGGCCUGGGUGCAAGCGCAACAGGCAGCCCUGCACCUCAGGUGAAGUCGGAAGUCAAGGGCGAGCAGCGCAAGAGCACAGUCGAACCCGCCAAACGCAAUACCCAGACAGAUCGCAUCGACUACAACGUCACGGGCGACAAGACUCGCGAUGGGUGCUUGAAGCUCAUGUACGAUGGGAUUGCGUUCAUGUCAGAAGAAUCGCCGGAUGCGAUUUUCAGCGUGGCUAGGAGAGUCGAGGUUGCUGCAUUCGAGCACUUCAAGAACGAGACGAACAACGACUACAAGCAGAAGAUGCGAUCGCUGUUCCAGAAUCUGAAGUUCAAGGACAAUCAACUGCUGAGAAGAGAUGUGUUUACUCAGAAGAUUGAGCCCAAGCGUUUCGUGACAAUGACAAGCGAGGAGCUGAAGAGUGAGGAUCGCCGGAAGGAAGAUGAGGCUUUGGAGAAGGAGAACAUGAGCAAGGCGAUGACUGCUCAAGAGGCGAAGGCCAUCUCGACAACCAUGACUUGCGGCCGCUGCAAGGAGAGCAAGGUUUCCUACUCUCAGGCUCAGACACGUUCCGCUGAUGAACCGCUCACGACUUUCUGCGAGUGUACGGUCUGUGGGCACAGGUGGAAGUUCUCGUAAAGCAGCCGGACGAGCCAAGGCCACGAGCAAAGAUUUUUGACUGGUGGCAUUGAUUGCUCUGCUUGGAACGACAGAGCAUGUGGGAGCAGCUCGCACAAAUUGGACUGAGGCAUUCUCGCUGCAGUAUGCCACUCUUUCAGCAUGGGCAGCUCGGUAAGCAGUACGACCCAGAUCAGAUAUCAUAAUGUCAUGGGAAGGCCCGAGUUGCAAUACCGCUGCACUUGACCACAUGCGAAGUCACCACGUUCGACUUCAGCUGGCAGGUCAGUUGACACGGCCAACAGAACGGCGAGCAGAAAAACAGCUAUUGCCUUUGAAGUUCUAAAGUAGCAUAGCGUAUGGACUCUCAUCGACCACGACUGCAAUUCUCAACUUCUGUGACAGCUGUCACGCCCGAC
Molecule: messenger RNA, 1465 nt
Organism: Cercospora beticola
Lineage: Eukaryota; Fungi; Ascomycota; Dothideomycetes; Mycosphaerellales; Mycosphaerellaceae
Gene: DST1
Product: transcription elongation factor DST1
Biological process (GO): DNA-templated transcription; transcription antitermination; transcription elongation by RNA polymerase II
Cellular component (GO): nucleus
Molecular function (GO): zinc ion binding; RNA polymerase II transcription regulatory region sequence-specific DNA binding
Source: RefSeq, a predicted model, not a curated record